GUUGUACAAUGUUCGCACCCCAUUCCUCCUGGUGAACCUGACAAAUCUUGCUGUGAGCCAUUCUAAGUUGCAAGCGUAGACCUAAAUAGUUGUUAUCUUGUUAUUUAAAUCGCUAAUCUAUAUAUAUUCAAACAAUAGGAUUAGUCUCUGUGCAAAACGCUAACAAAACAGUGCAUAGCUUGCAAUAGUAAUGACAAAAGCAUUCUCCGAGCAUUGUUGAUCUUUACCAUACCCGCUACCGGAGUACUCGUGUAAGGAUAACUGUUCUUUAAUCGCCUUGAGAGAUAAAAUGGCAGCUAGCGCGACAGGCUCUUCUCAGCAUGCGGGACAACACACAGCUGAAGCUACGGCAGCCAUCAACCAUUUCAACAGACUUCCAGAAGACCUCCGGUCAAAGAUUGUUGCCCUCACAGGAGGUCGAGGCGGCUUUCGCCUCGCCUGCAAAGCCCUACACACCACAUCCAAUAGCCUACAUCAGCAGCCUAACCUCCUAGCGCUGAUGUGCAUAACACGCUGGGGUCCGGAGGAGGAAACGGUGAAGCAAUCGGUUACUGCCUUCUGGCUUAGGCAAAUCGAUGUCUUAGUUGACCUGCCCGCACUAUUGCGGGAGCUAAAGGCGCUAGGCGCACGGCUGCAGCCUGGCUCACCCGUUCUGGCUGACAUCCUCAGAGCUGCGGAUUCCUGCAACUUGCUAGCCCUGGUGGACAUGGCCCGGGACCUUGGAGCAGACCUAAACACAAAGCAUGGCUUAACCACCUUUAAGGACCUGCUUUACAUGGGCUCCUUGGACGUUCCUCGUCGCAUGCUGGCAUGCGGCUUCAAGCUCUGCGCAGCAGCUGAGGAUGCCGCCGCUGCACAAGCGGACGUCCUGGCGACUGCAACACGUGCUGUGUCCAGAGGUGCAUGCGCCCAGGCAAUCCGCUUUGUAGUGGAAGAGGCGGGUGUGGAUGCACGGCAGCAUGCCACGGAGGCGCUGUCGACUGCUUGCUUGUGGCAGUCUGAGGCGGCGGUUUCGGAGCUGCUAGCGGUGGGAGCCGCGCACUGCGGGGGCGACGUGAUUGAGCGGCGGGAGCAGCUGCAGAAUGCCUGCAUGUACGGCAGCCUGGCCGCAUGUCGUGCGCUGCUGGCGGCGGGAGUGGGGGAGCUCAGCCUCGACAUGAGGAGGCGGUACUGCAAUAGGGCCCGAGUGGGUGGACAUACGGAUGUCGUACAGUGGUUGCAGGAGGAGUGGGGGCUGGCGGAGGUAUGAGAGUUGAGGGGUUUGAGGCGGGAUGAAGUGGUGGGAGUAGAUUACGGGAGCAGGGGAAGCAGUGUUUAUGGGAGGAGGAUGGAUUGGGGGUAGUUGCCCUUGACGGUCCGUAGGAAUCCUCGAACCCGACAAACGAAAAGAAUCCCAAAACGAAAAUGAGGAAGAUGACAAGAAACGAAAAACCGUGAAAACGAUGUACGGCAAUGACGGUACGACUUGUAAUGUACGGCGAUGUACGGUGGCAGCACUGGAAUGGACGUACUGGAACGUACGUGUGGAGAAGAUGAGUCGUCCAAGACCCAUAUGAUCGGUUGAGGUGGCUAGGUGUGAUGCAUAUGAUGUACCCAGUAUGCUCGCAGUAUGUACACAGGAGGAAGAGGAGAUGUGUUGUACGACUGUCGUUUAUGAGCGGUGACGUAGGAAUCAACUGAUUCAAACAUCCACACACAUUCAAACAUUGCGCAUCCUGGAAUGCACGAAGGGCCUCCUUCAUUGUUUCACUACGCGCUCAAUAUGCGGCUGUUGUACUAUUAUCCACUAUCCCCGCGCCUGCCAGUAGCAUGUGUGCGUCGCGAAAUAUGCAGAGCGACACAUCAACCGAGAGCAGUGAAAUUACCUCAGCUGACCCAUGGGUCUCAGGCUUGUUUGCGCCUUACAUGGUCGCUGUUCCUCGCUCACGACUGGCCCCCCUUGUCGCGCCACCACAUCACACGGCAGGGUCGGCAGUGCUCAGAGCUUUGCCGACAACUCUGGGGCAAUGGUAGUGACCUUCCACCCUCUCCUCGCAAGCACAAAGGCACUAGUGCGAUCCAUGCCCCACCCCCCACAGUUCGUCAAUUGCUAGCACGCUACCAUAUGUGUAAGGCCUGAUG
This is a messenger RNA of Astrephomene gubernaculifera, 2121 nucleotides long. The record is from the annotation of a GenBank genome assembly. Lineage: Eukaryota; Viridiplantae; Chlorophyta; Chlorophyceae; Chlamydomonadales; Astrephomenaceae.